UCCGUCAACACAACAAUGGCGGACGCCGCGGAGGAAGCUCUUCAGGGCAGCUGGGACCAGGAUCUAGCUGAGGCUCUGGACUCGGGCGGCUCUGACAUGGAGAUGGAGCGGAGCAUCAUCCAGGUCCAGGAGCAUUCAGCUCAACACCGGGCCAAGAUGUGGAAGAUCGCUCUGAAUGUCUCUGGAAAAGGAGACAGCCUGUCUCCCUGGGACGGCGUGCUCGAUUUACCAGAACAGACUCUCAUUCACAACCGCAGUCAACAGCUGAUUGAUCAGCUGGAAGCAUCCGAGGAGGAGAGGAGUGACAUGGUGUCUGACGUUGAGUCGGUCAUCACGUUCUACUGCAAGUCCCGUAACAUCUCCUUCACCCCGGAGCUGAGCUGGCCGCACCUGCUCAAACCUCUGCUGGGACUUCAGCUUCCCCGCAGCGAUCUCUACAACUGCUUCUACGCCGUCAUGAACAAAUACAUCCCCAGGGACUGCGUGCCAAACGGCCGACCCUUCCACCUGUACAGACUACUGCUGCAGUACCAUGAGCCAGAGCUCUGCUCCUUCCUGGACACCAAAAAGAUCACACCUGACUCCUACGCCAUCAACUGGAUGGGCAGUCUGUUUUCCAGCCACUGCCUUCCCGACGUCACCCAGGCCUUGUGGGACUGCUACUUCCAGCAGGCCGACCCCUUCCUCAUCUUCUUCCUCAUGCUCAUCAUCCUCGUCAAUGCCAAAGAGUCCAUCCUUUCACAAGAAGGACAAAGCAAAGAGGACAUCAUCAAAAUGCUGGAAUCGUCCCCAUCUCACCUGGAAGCCGAAGACAUUGAAGAUUUGUUUUCUCUGGCUCAGUAUUACCAGAGUAAGACCCCUCUGUCCCUCAGAAAGAUGAACCAGAAUCUGUUUGGGAGCAGCCUGGUGGCUCUGAAAGAAGAGGACACGGACCUGAGUCAGGCGCUGUGUCUCCCGGUGUCUGUCCCUGAGAUCCUGCAGGCCAACCAGCUGCAGCAGGACGGGGUGCGUUUCUUUGUGGUGGAUUGUCGGCCUGCAGAGCAGUACAAUGCUGGACACCUGUCCACGGCCUUCCACCUGGACUCUGACCUGAUGCUCCAGAACCCCUCUGAGUUCGCCCUCUCUGUGAAGUCCCUCUUGGAGGCUCAGAAACAGUCUUUGGAGUCCGGCUCCAUUGCCAGCGGAGAGCACCUGUGCUUCAUGGGCAGCGGCAGGGAGGAGGAGGACAUGUACAUGAACAUGGUGUUGGCCCACUUUCUACAGAAAAACAAAGAAUACGUCAGCAUUGCUAAAGGAGGUUUCAUGGCUCUCCAAAAGCAUCUGGUGGACAUGAAUAUUGAGGGUUUGGACUCUUCAUACCUCCACUGGAUCGUCAGCACGUCAGGAUCUCACAGCAGCCUCAGCUCGGCUGAUGGAGAGUCACUAAGUAGCCCUGGAGACGGCAAAGGCGUCAAGUCUUUGGUCAACAAAAUGACGUUUGCUCUAAAGUCCAAAUCAGUGAACGUGAAGGAGAAGAUGAUCAGCUUCAUCGAGAAUACCUCCACUCCUGUAGACAGAAUAUCUUUCAAUCUGCCGUGGCCAGAGAAGGUGAUUCCAGAUCGGCAUGUGAGCAGCAGCGACCGCGUCGGCAAACCUUACCGGGGGGUGAAGCCCGUGUUCAGUAUUGGUGACGAGGAGGAGUACGAUACAGAUGAGAUCGACAGCUCAUCCAUGUCAGACGAUGACAGGAAGGAGAUCGUCAACAUUCAGACCUGGAUAAACAAACCAGACGUAAAACAUCACAUUCCAUGUAAUGAGGUGAAAGAAACAGGUCACAUGUUCCCCAGCCACUUGUUGAUCACAGCCACUCACAUGUACUGCCUGCGCGAGAUCGCCUCGAGGAAAGGUUUCGCCUACAUCCAAUCCAGACAAGCACUGAACUCCGUGGUGAAGAUCACAUCCAAAAAGAAGCACCCAGAACUGAUCACGUUCAAGUUCGGCACCAACAACUCAGCUGGAGUGGAGAUAUCAGCAGUCGAGAGAUAUUUGAUACCCAACGCAGGCGAUGCCACCAAGGUCAUCAAGCAGCAGAUCAUGAAGGUCCUCGACGCUCUGGAGAGCUCGUAAAGCGAGACGACGGGGUCGUGACGGCCAGCCGUGACACGAACUGUAAGAAGAGUCUCUGUCUGCCGAGAGUGACACCUUCUCCUCCCGCUCUCCCUCCUGGACAGACCCGGUGCAGCGUUGACCGUGAGGCCCUGUGUGUCAGUGUUUGGGACCUGGGUGUGCACACUGCUGGCUGCGGGCCUGUGGGACACGCUGUGUGUGUUGAAAUACUUAGGUGCUCCGCAGUCAUCUUCUUAAACUAAGUUAAGAAAUAUUAGUUAUGCUGUAUGUUCUUCUUCAUUGUUCAAACAUGGGAUCUCAUCAGUGCAAUUCUACUUUUGGCGACGUCCCUCUGGCCUUAACGUAGCGGACUGACCGACCUGCUCGAUCACUACAUGACUGACCUUUGACUUCUCGAUUCUGACCCGUUUGUUUUGCUUUUUGCAGUGAACAGUAUUGCUGCUCAGUCGUGUCUCUUAGUUUAGCUCUCGGAUGCUCUGAGAGCAGAUUUAACGAUCGUUGUUCUGGUCGGACUACUUUAACAACAUCAACACGCACAUUUUCAAAAAAACGAAGCAUUGCUGGCACAUGAGUCGGGUUUCCUACAACUGUUUUUGAUAACUUUGAUUUCCCAGCAGGCCGCCUUAAAGAGAAAUUAUUUGAGGACGUUUAUAAAUACACAGAACUUUGCAAUGUCGUUUUAAAAGCAUAUCCUGAUAGUUAAAACUGCAGUGAAACUUAAACUGGCUUCUAAACCAGCUGAAGCUCCCCUUCUUUCUAGAGUGAGAAGUUCGCCUUUUACGGUUUUCUGGAGUUGAUUUAUUCUUUGUUUUUACAUAUAAAUAUGAAUAAAAGUUAUGUUAGGCUCUUUAAUUUUGACGACAUUGGGCAAAAGUACCAAUGAGCACAUUUAUUCAAGUGGUCUGUGAGAACACUUGACGUCUGCUUGGCUUCAUUUUCUGGCUUCAGAAUAUACAGCCUGUGAUGCAAAUUUUGGCCAUUUUCAGAGAGAACAGCUGUCAGUCAUGUCAAUCACUGAUCUCGAACUGUGAUUUAAACUGAUUUUGACACUUAGUUCAUUUAGUUAAAGCGACAGCUCACAUCUCAGUGCUAUUCAUCGUUUUUACAGACUACUUUAGAUAAAACCAUUUCCUUUCUGUUGGAGAAUGUGCAGUCUGUGCAGCGCUGGGUCUGAAAUUUAGCUUUGACUCGCCUCUGCAGCAGCUGCUCCUGUUGUAUGCAGGACGGCGAGGCGGCACAACGGCGUGAUAUUCCUGCCUUGAGCAAGCUGUGUAAAUGCUGCUUAUGAAAAAACUAUUUUAGGCUUUUUUUCUCAUUUUGGUCAACAUGACACUUGGCUUUAAAACGUGGUGCACUUUUGGGGGUCCUGGUUUGACCCCAGUUUGCAAGCAGCGAUCGACAUGAUUGACAGCUGUGUGUCAGAGACUCCUUUGCUCUGAUUGGUUGUUUUAAGGUUCUUACAGACGCCAUCAGGAGCACUCUGAGGAGACAGAGGAGCAUGAUUUUUUCACAGAUUAUCUGUCUCAUGUACGACUGUCAAGAUCUUGUGAUGGUUAAAGAAAACUAACUUUUUGUUGUUUUUGCUAAAAAAUGACCUACUGUAGCUUUAACUUUGUCUCACAGCAGUCUGAUGUAGCUCUCAGAAAGCGCCGCUCGCUGCCCCUCUGGACUACAUUAGUAUUAUAACAGGAGCGUCAGUGACUGUCGUUGUUAAACCUUUGAACCCAAAGCAAAUUGGUGAAAUUUCACUUUUAAAAAACAGGAAAAAAAGCAAUGAGCAACUUG
Molecule: messenger RNA, 3891 nt
Organism: Plectropomus leopardus (leopard coralgrouper)
Lineage: Eukaryota; Metazoa; Chordata; Actinopteri; Perciformes; Serranidae
Gene: tbc1d23
Product: TBC1 domain family, member 23
Biological process (GO): retrograde transport, endosome to Golgi; embryonic brain development
Cellular component (GO): trans-Golgi network
Source: RefSeq, a predicted model, not a curated record